This is a messenger RNA of Exophiala bonariae, 1110 nucleotides long. RefSeq lists its product as uncharacterized. NCBI's taxonomy places the organism in Eukaryota, Fungi, Ascomycota, Eurotiomycetes, Chaetothyriales, Herpotrichiellaceae. The transcript has 4 exons. Gene Ontology annotation, cellular component: cytosol; eukaryotic 43S preinitiation complex; eukaryotic translation initiation factor 3 complex. The record is from RefSeq and is a predicted model, not a curated record. Gene Ontology annotation, molecular function: metallopeptidase activity; protein binding; translation initiation factor activity. Bases 1 to 1110 code for a protein of 369 amino acids.
AUGGCAACAGUCGAGAAAGAAGUGCCGCUGAAGGCGGUCCAACUCGAGGCUCUGGUGGUUAUGAAGGUCAUCAAACACUGCUCGAGCCGUUUCCCUACCACCGCCACUGGCAGUCUCGUUGGCAUGGAAGUCAACGGUACGCUUGAGGUCACAAACUGUUUCAAUUUCCCCGUCGUCGAUCUCCCAGCCGAUGCCCCGUAUGAGCAACAGCAACACUUCAACAGCGCUGCUGCGGCUCCUCGUGCCAAAUCCAACACUGCGUACCAAGCCGAGAUGAUCAGACACUUGCGCGAAGUCAAUAUUGAUGCCAACAAUGUCGGAUGGUAUACCAGUGCUAACCUGGGAAACUUUGUCAACAUGAACUUCAUUGAGAAUCAACUGCACUAUCAGAAAGACUUGAAUGAGACGACUGUUGCUCUCGUCCACGAUGUCAGCCGAAGUGCCCAGGGAGUCCUCAGUCUUCGUGCAUUCAGACUCACACCACAAUUCAUUGCUGCACAGAAGGAGAAUAAAUUCACCACAGAAAAUCUUCAAAAGUCUGGUUUCAAAUACACUGACAUUCUGGUUGAAUUGCCCGUCCACAUCCACAAUUCUCUUCUCGUCAACACCUUCCUUCACCAGAUCCCUUCAUUACUCGCCAGCGGUGUCCUCAAGCCACCUACCUCAGUCGCAGAUAUUGAGAACAACCCAGUUUUCAAAGAAGAUAGCCUGGCCCCAACUUUCGAAAACUUGUCCAUCAGCAUCGACCCCUUCCUGUCACAGACUGCCGAUAAUCUGCUGGAAAGCAUUGAGACUCACCACGUUGAAGCCAACAAUUUCUCCUACUACUCUCGCGCCCUUGCCCGUGAACAGGCUAAGAUCCAACAAUGGCAAACCAAGCGAAAGGCUGAGAACGCUGCACGUGCCCUAUCCAAGCAACCCGCACUACCUGAAGACGAAUGGCAGAGACUGUUCAAGCUACCUACUGAGCCUAACCGCCUCGAGAGCAUGCUGAACUCACGCCAGGUCGAGCAGUACGCCCGCCAAGUUGAUGGCUUUGUGUCAGGAACCACGGGUAAGAUGUUUGCCGUCAGAGGCAACCUUCUUCCCAAUGAAAGUAACUCUGAAUGA